Penaeus vannamei (Pacific white shrimp) is the source of this 5770-nucleotide messenger RNA. RefSeq lists its product as uncharacterized. The record is from RefSeq and is a predicted model, not a curated record. NCBI's taxonomy places the organism in Eukaryota, Metazoa, Arthropoda, Malacostraca, Decapoda, Penaeidae.
UAAUGAAAAAUUAUACAGAUAGUGAACAAAGUCUUCAAUCCCACGCAUCGAGCACGCACGGACGCACACACGCGCACCAGCUGAUGGUCGUCUGGCAGGGAGGCUCGAGGAGGCGAGGUCGACCACCAAACACAGAACCUUCACGUCUUCUCCUCACUUCCUGUGACUCAGUUCCUCUAUGUCUUGCUGAGGGAGGGAAUAGCACUUGGAGGAAUCAGGUCCGCCAGGUAACACAGGUGAGGUCCUGCCAGAUUCGCGCAGCUAUGGAGCAAGAGGUGCUAAUUCGAGUGACAAACUCAUCCCCCUACAAAGCUUCUUUGAAGAUUCAUGCCUUCAAAACGACAAAAUGGAGAAGAAGAACGCCUGAAGAAUUGGAAGCUCUCUCACUCAGCAGCCUACGAGUGCUGAAGAAGGAAAUCGAGAAUAUUGCUCAGGAGGCCUCGGGAGAGCUGGUAGGACUCCUACAGGAACGACAGGGUUUACAGGAGGAAGUAGACAUAAGGUCCAUUACCAUUGAGCAGCUACUUAAAUUUGCAGAGAGACGACAAGUCCAGCUCGGGGAGCCUCUGGCAAUACAAAUGAGUGUUGUAAGAAACCACCAAGAGGCUAAUGCUGAGAGUGGACUUGGGUAGCAGAGAUUAUGGGGCUAGUACCAAGUGUGCUAGGCUAGUCAUGGCCAGAAGCAGAUAGGGAUAUGGAGAUACUUUUGUUUUGCCAUGAUGAGAGGCCAGUAGGAAAUUAGCUGUCAUGCAAAAGUUAGGUACAACGUUUUGAAAUAUGACAAUGAAGUGUGCUGCAUUUCUGCUGAAAUAACUUUUGUAAAAUGAGAUUCAUUCCUAUUUGCUAUGUUGAAGUGAAAAGAAUUUGCAUAUCAAUGAUAUACACUUAAUGAUAUUUAUGUGUGGUUUGCCUUUAUUCCAUGUGAUAGGAGUUGUGCUGGUAGAUUUAACUUAAUGUAAACACUUUUCCACUGGAAAUCAAGUUUUGUAAGUACAUUCCUUUGGCUACUGGAUAUUAGUUUGUUAUUGUUGUGUGAUAGAUGAAUGUGUGAAUGUUUGUUUUAAUACCUGUUUUCAUUGAUUAUAUUCUUCAUUAUUCUUUGAACGUUUGUUUCUAACACAUGUGACUUGUGUAAUGUAAGAAAGUCAUGUUUCAGAGACGAGAUGAUUUUAGUAUUACUAGUUUUUUAAAGACACUGUUAAAUACACACUUUUCCUGGGGUAGAUAGCAGAAGACAUUGCUGUAUAUAUAAAACUUUAAUGCCCUCCAUUGUCAGAAAUAGGAUGACAAAUUUUGUUAGUCACCAUCACAGUUUUUUUAUUUUGACAGCAAGAUAUUUUUAGAAUGCCUAUUUUCAACAUUUAAUAACUAGAACUAAGAUUUUCAUCACUUUAAUAUGCCAUAUGGAUUUUUUUUUUCAUAUUUAUCUGUACCAGAGUGGGAAAAUGUCUUAAGGAAUUUGAAUGAAAAGGUCAAGUUUGGUAUGGUAUAUACUUAGAUAUAUAUUUUGUGGUUAUUGCUUUCCUUUUGAGGAAAGCCUUUUAUCCAACUCGGUUACUUCUAUUUAUGAUCAAUAAAAAAUAUUCUUUUAUGACAGGUGUCUUCAUAGAUUGAUUCAUUGAUGUUAGACUUUACUUAUGUAAUCUUACAGUAUUCUUCACAUGUAUGCAAAGCAUAUUUUGGCCUGUCAUACAGACACAUUUCUUGUGAAUAUUUGUGAGGGAUAUCAUUGUUUAUGAAUGAUAUCAAAGUUGGGUUACCAAAGAAAGGUAUAUAGGUCAUUAUAACCUGAAAAGCACAUGCAAACUAGAUCUUUUUGACUCGAAAUUCCUUUGAACAUGAUUUUGUAGUAGUGCCAGCACAGUAUAGUAACUAAUAAAGUGGGACAUCUUUAUUGUUGCAGUUGUUUACAAGAAACACUUCACCUAAAUAGGGAAUCUUUAUACUAUCAGAAAAAAUUUAUGGGCUUUUUACACCCUCUAUUUAUCUCACUGAGGAAAGAUUCCAAUGCUUGCAUAUCCUUUCCUGUGUACUGCAUGUAGAUGUCUUCUCUUUUUUGUGUAUAGUAGUAGGCAUCAAAGGUUAAAAGAAAAAUCUAAUACAAAGUUUACGAUUUAAAAAAAAAAUUACAAUACACUAGAUUGGAAUUGCCACUCUGAAUCCAAACAUAAUAUUUGACAACUUAUGAGACAGGUAUUCUGGCAUAUAUUUUGAGAAAUUUGUGGGAUGUUGUAUGAGAAAAUCUUUAUUUUAUAGUUUUCAUCGAAGGAGAGAAAUUCUCAUUGAUAUACGUAAGUUUUAGAAAUCCAGGAUGGCUCUCUUAUACUCAGGUGGGCUGAAGGGAGAAUGUGAUUUUAUUAAGAUUAGCUGUUUAUUUCUGUUGAUUAUUCUUUCUCUUUGGUUUUCCUGUUGGAUAUCUGUUCCUACGAGGGAAGAAAACUUUCCAGAUUCUUUUGAAGACAAUUCUUUUUUAUGAUAAUCUUGUUGAUAGGAAAUGGAUCAUUUUCUUGAUUUAAUUAAUAGUUAUUUAAUUUUAAUAAAAAAUAUUCAUUUGUAUAUAUAAUUAUUAGUAGCAGCUAUUACCAUGUGUAUAUAUAUAAAUAUAUAACUUUUUAAAAUCUUUAUAUUUAUCUUGUUCACAUAUAUAGUUGAAAAUGCAAAAUGGAUUUUUUAACUAGACAUCAGUAAUGUUUGCAUAAAAAAAUAUUCAUGUGUACUUUUUAUGGCAUUCCUCUUUUUUCUUUUGACAUGAGUUACCAAGUACCAGCGUAAUUUAUCUUCUGGCUCCACAUACCAGUAAUUUCCUCCUUGGUGUGGAACCUUGUAUCCUAUUUUAAUAAUAGUAUGAAAUGUAGUACUUUUACUCGUUUUGACUUUUUGUUCAUGGCCAAAGAAUGUCAACUAUUAGAAUGUGUACUUUUGAGUGGAAAUAUUUUAUGUAGCUGAAUUUUGAGCAGUUACAUUGUGGUAGUAGAGUAUGCUUAUCUGUAUAUUUGGUUGUGAUAUCUGGCAGUAUUUACUCAUAUUUUAGGUUUGAAUUGGUGGUUUGAUAAGAUGUUUAAGGGCAUUAGACAUGACAUUUUGGUUUAUUUGAACAUUUCUAAUACAGUAUAAAUGUUUGUGUGUCAUUUAGAUUUUGGAACUUUCCUCUCUUUUUUGAAGAUAUCUAUAAAUAAAUGUCUCAAAGUAUAUUUGGUAUAGAACAUUUCUAGGCAAUGCUUUAUCAAUAUUCAUAACUUUUCUGUAUUUUUAUGCAAAUACCCAGUGUUUUCUUUACUGUUAAAACAAAAUUAUACGUUUCAUUUAUUAAUAGAUCUUCAAAAAUGACUCGAGUGUAUUUAUAGAUUGAGUUGAGUAUAAUGUUUGUGCAGUGUUCACUCAGAGGAUAUAAGAGUGAGUAAAUUAUGAAAUAUUGAAGAAUUUACUUUUGUGAAAAUACAGUUCAUUGUGAAUAAUAAGCUAUUAAGAUAUGUUCACUAAUGAUAGAUAAGAAAGGUAAUUUCAGUGUUUGUUGAAAUACUUGAAAAAUAUAAUAAAAAAGACAAUUGGUGGUUGUGGCUCUUUAUUUUUUGUAGUGCAGUUUGGAGAUUUAUGAUAUUAUUAAGUGGAUGUGCCAGAGUGGAUUGGAGUGCCUGUCUGUUAUAUAACCUAUAUAUCAGUGAACAUGUCUUAAAUGUACUUGCAUUCACAGUGAAAGAUUAUUAGCUAUAUUAUUUUUAUGUAAAUCCCAUGCCCAGUAUUAUUCAUAUUAUAUCUUGUAUUUUAAUGAUGUAAUUAUGUUUUCCUUGAAUUCCAUUCCAUCCCAUUUCCCACUGAGAAAAGACAUCAAGUUCAGCGUUCAUUGUUUAGGAUUAACAUCUUUGAGCCUUUACAUUAUUAGAUGAGCUUAACCAAGCAACAGCUGAACUCUUUGAUUACUCUAGACAAAAAAUAAGGAAGUUAGACUUUACACAAUACACUAAGCAAGUAGAAUGUAUGCAGAAAGGACUGGCAGUGAUUUUUAACGAAGAUUAUGUCAAUUAUCUCUUGCCAUAUUAUGCAUCAUCAUGCAAGAAAUUAAAUGUUUUUAUUGUUGGGGUUUGUCAAAAAAGAUACUGUUUCUUUUUUAGACUAUAUAUAAUAUAAUAUUUUUUUUUUUAAGUCUGAUAUUAUUAUUAUUUAAUAAUACUUUGAGUGUUGAACUCCGUUUACAAUUUUCAUAUCCAAUAAAAGAUCAGAUUUGAAUGGAACCUUUGUUCAAGAAAAUUCAAUUUGUACAAUUUUUGAGGCACACACAUGGUCAAACAGGGUGUUCAUAAGUAGUCGGCACCUGGUGAAAAUUUGCCGUCUGUCUGCCUUUUGAUUGCUAGGUACUUUUAGCAGGACAAUAAAGAAAAGAUCUAUUACUUUUAUGCACCAUUAAAACACUUGUCUUCAGAUACACAGAAAAUGUAUCUGAGGGGUUGCAUUUUGCUGAAACGCUUCACCUCACACCUUUGGCACUUGGUUGCCAGGCGUUGCCCAGCACAGGGUAGCCCCCUAUUUAUGGACCUAGGUAGCCUGCUACUAUGAAAACUUUUGAACACCCUGGUUAAAAUGUAUGCAAAUUUAUAUUUUGUUGGGAAAAGGCCCAACUUUAUUCUUGUAUGAUCAAUACAACAAUUUCAAAGUACUUGUGUUAUUAAUUUAUGCACAUGAUCUAAAUAUGUCAUGUUACAAACAUUUGAUUGUGUAAUAUGACAAAACACAUCAGGACCAGCUUCAAAAGGUAUGUGUUGUCAUUCAUACAACACAUUUCAAGACAAUAAAGAGCUUUAUUUUAAUUGCGUGAUGCAAAUUAAGAUAAUGCUUUCUUUGCUGUAUGUAAUAGUAGUAGUAGUAGUAAAGUAAUAUGAAUACCAAAGGUUCUGUCUGUGAUAAAAUUUUUAUACUGCAGGGCCUUUGCCACUCUUUUUGAAUCACAUGUUUAUAUAAAAGUACUUUGAUGCAUCCUGUGUCCAGCUUUGAUUUUUAUGAGUUGCCUUUAGAGCAAAGUAGACCGUAAAGAAAUAAUUACAACUACUCAUUGACAUUUGACAGUGGAUAUCUGAUGUGUGUUUAUAGUUAUAUAUGCUAAUCUAAAGGCCUGACCACAAAAGCGGGCAUGACCAAUGUGCACAUGGGCCGGCAAGCUACUAGGUAUCGAGUUAGUUUCCCAUUUUUCUCACUCAUGUCUGCCAAUCAUACCCACUCAUGUGGGCAGGCCUUAAAGCCUGUCUGCAUAGGCGUGCAACUGUAAAAGUGACGUCACUGUUGAGACAACAAAGGAACAACUCGUUUACCAAGUAAGUUGUCUGCCCAGGAUGUCUAAAUUUGUGCUCACCUGUGUGGAUAAGCCUCAAGAUUUGACCUGAUUGAGCUGGAGAAAAUGCUACUUUUGAACCUAGAUUACUAUAUAUAUAUAUAUAAAUUAUCCUGAACUUUCAUGUAUCUUCAGCCUAGACAUUGCCCUAGCUGUAAUUGUGUUCAGUAAUGUUGACCAACAAUAAAGAAAACCCUGAUCAAAUGCCAGUGCAAAGAAAGGCAGUUGUCAGUGAUAUAAUUUGCAAACUUAUUGCGUGCCUCCCCAAAUAAGUCAGGAAAUGUAUUUGUCGACCUGAAUUUUGAUAGAAUAUUCAAGCCUGUAAUUAGCAAAUAAAAAUAACCAUCGUAUUUCUACACUGUAGAGCAGUUUAUAGACAACUUUUCCAAAUACCUGUACAAGUUAUUGUGUAAUAUUGCAAGUUGUGUGAUAAAAAUCAAAUAUGGUAAA